UCAGUCCGCUGCAACAAGGGCGCGAUUCCAUCUAGAAAAGUGAUUUAUAGACACAGAGAAAGUAAAGUGAGCCUGGACAGAAACCUAACCGGACAAGGGAAAGGUUAAAAGUCCAGUCUUUUUUUUUUUAUUCCUUUAUUUGCAUCCUCAGCGCCCUUGUUUUAUUUGUCUCUACCUCUGGACACGGUGAUGCGCGCUGGCUUUGCUCUCUGGACUGUACCUGCGGUGAUGGGCCGGGCCGGGAGAUGAGCAGCGGGCGGACUGGGGGAGCCAGGGGCGCACGAGGAGGUCUGGACGCAUAGGCCACAGGGUGUGAUAGGUCCGAGACCGCCUCAUGUGUCGGGCCUCCUCUGUGUUUUGGUCCCCACUGACCCCCAUCCUCCCAGCAUCAGUGGGAUGUCCCAGGUGUGUCUCCUCUUGGCCUUGCUUAUGCUCUUCAGCUGCACAAAGGUCUCCUCUACUAACUCCCUGGAGCUUGUGAAGGAGCAGUGGAGCAGCUACAAAAACCAGUGCCAGGCCUACCUCAACGCCACGCCCCCCGCCACAGGGCUGGUGUGUAACAGGACCUUUGACCAGUACGCCUGCUGGCCUGAUGGACUCCCAGGAGCCACUGUCAAUGUCUCCUGUCCAUGGUUCCUGCCAUGGCAUCGAAAAGUUCAGCAGGGUUUGGUCUACAGAGUCUGCAAUGAAGAUGGUCAGUGGGCGCGAAAGAAUACCAGCGAAUGUGAGGACGACCCUGGUGAGCAGCAGUACGGCCGCAUCCUCAAUCAGUUACGGACCAUGUAUACAGUGGGCUACUCACUCUCCCUGGGAGCUCUGCUACUGGCCUUGGGAAUCCUCAUCACCUUCAGGAAGCUCCACUGUAUGAGGAACAACAUCCACAUGAACCUGUUUGCCUCCUUCAUCCUGAGAGCUGUGUCCAUCCUGGUCAAAGAUGCCCUACUGACCCUCACACUGAAUGCCAGGAGCAGCAGUGACACCCACACACAAGCCUGGAUCAACAUACCGGCUGUUACUUGGUGUCGUGGUGCCAUGGUGAUGAUGCAGUACAGCGUGAUGGCCAACAACUAUUGGCUGUUGGUGGAGGGCAUCUACCUGCACAGCCUGCUAGUCAUCACUGUGUUCAGCGAGAGGAAAUACUUCUACAUUUACCUGUCCAUCGGCUGGGGUGCACCGCUCAUAUUCGUGUUGCCAUGGAUCACAGUCAAAUAUCUGUAUGAGAACGAGGAGUGCUGGGAGAGGAACAUUAACAUGGGCUACUGGUGGAUCAUUCGUUCUCCUAUACUGUUUGCUUAUCUGAUUAACUUCUUCAUAUUCAUACGAAUUAUCAAAAUCCUGAUGUCUAAACUCAGAGCUCAUCAGAUGAGAUACACGGACUACAAGUUCAGAUUAGCAAAAUCCACUCUCACUCUCAUUCCUCUGCUUGGGAUUCACGCCAUCCUCUUCACCUUUGUCAUCGACGAGUCCGUCCCUAAAGGCUCCAUGCUGCGCCUUAUUCGCCUCUUCUGUGACCUGCUGUUCAACUCUUUCCAGGGCUUGCUGGUUGCCAUCCUGUACUGCUUUGUCAACAAAGAGGUGCAGUCUGAGAUGCUGAAAAAGUGGAAGAGGUGGAAGCUGGGUAAGGACAUCGAUGAGGAGUACCGCCACACCCACAGCCACACGCCACACGUCAAGAGUGGCAGCAUCGCCACAGGCAAUCUGCCCUAUCUUCACGACAACAAUGCUAGCGACCCCGGCGGUGAGUCGCCCCGCCUCAACAAAGCCGACAGAGAACCCUCCUGCUCUGCCGCACCUGAGGAGAACCGCCGACUAGUUGUCUCUUACAGCAACGGGACGGGGAAAGGCGGGGCCGCCAAGAGCAGACACACCCUGCAGUUCUCUUUCCUGCCACACAGAGGUGCUGGGAUUCACGUGAGCACUACCACAGAGGAUGUGUGUUUGGAGGAGAAGGGGCAGUGCCGCUCACACGCUCUGGAAGGAGAGGAGACUAAUGUCUGAGGACAACCUCCUCUGAGGUUUUGUCAUGAAACCCUCACUGAUUGCGCUUAUCGUUGUUUCGGAUCAGUGUUUAUUAUGCGCAAACAAGACAGCCUGAGUGGGGAGAGAUCGAGGACAUAACCCACACAGAUCAGGAUGUUUUAACCUACACAGCUGCAAAUUAGUAUUUAUUGGUUUUGGGACCUCGAGCGAAAAAGCACUUAUUGACUUCAGACAUCAGGAAUGGUAAAAUAAAUUAAAGAGGAACUCUAGUGGUGUCCAGUGCCAUGUGAGUGUGUGUGUGUUUGUGUGAGUAUGUGUGUGUGUCCGUAUGGAGGACUGCCAUUUUGACACCGACCCUGCUCUCAUUUUUCCAUCUGUACCGCUGCUGUCGUUGUGAGUCAUGCUUCUGUGUCUGUUUGCAGCAAUGGGUGGUCAUUUUUUGUGGUACUCUCUGACAGAAACCUCUCGAAAGUGUCAAUUUUUUUUUCCUUUUUGGUUUCAUGAAACUGAAUGUGGACUUCAGCAUGGCUGAUUCGUGACGUCUGGAUCAUUUAAGGAUGAAGGGAGAGAUUCACUGGAGAGCGCAGACUCUUAUCACGCACGUUGAGGCAGAGGAUGGAAGUUUUGAUCUUCAGACAGACUAUAAUAUUUAACUUAUUCUGGAUUUAAAUGACCAAAGCCAAACAAGAAAAUAAGAGCUUGCAAUGAUAGGAUUUACUUCAAGUGGGUAAACCAGCCAUCAAACCCACUCAUGCACAUUCCUUUCCUCCUUUUUGUCUAUAAUAACCCGUCCAUUGCCUUUUUGAACAGAUUUUCCUGAAUGUAUGAACUUUUGAGAAAUAUGGGUGAAACAAUAUUUAAGUGUAUAUAUGUAAUUAGAAAUAUGCCCACAGCACCUGCAGUCAUCCAGUGAGAAGACUAUUUGAAUUCUUGAUUUGUUCUCAUGCACCCUCAGAGUAAACAUCAAUACCUGGCACACUUUAAGGUAAUUGAAUGAAAAGCAAUUUGUCAGUCUGCUCCAAUCAUCGUCCACACAGCCUCACAUUAUCAGUUAUACAGUAUUCCGUAGAGUGGAGGCAAAGGCAGAACAUGAAGUUGUUUUAUGCACAAAAGUCCUUUUUUGUGCCGGAAACGUUUUUCAUUUCAUAACACAACGAGUCAUUGUGCUUUGUUGAAAAAAGCACCACAUUAUACAUUUAUUAUACAUUUGUUUUGAUCUGUCUUUUCUUCUGCAGAUCAAGGAUCAAGGCUCAUACUUCAUGACGCCGAAAGCAAAAUGUGCCACACAGAACCACUUUUAUAAUUCUGGAUUAAGAAAGUCCAGUUCAGAAAUUAACUGGAUUUAAAGGUCCAGUGUGUAGGAUUUAAGGGGAUAUAUUUGCAGGAAUGGAAUAUAAUUUAAUAAGUGUGUUUUCUUGUGUAUAAUAUAAUCAGCUGAAAAUAAAAAUCACAGUGUUUUUGUUACCUCAGAAUGAGCUGUUUAUUUAGGGAAUAGAUCUUCAUCUAUGGGGUCCGCCAUGUUGCUCCAAUGGGUUUCUACAGUAGCCCUGAAUGAACAAACCAAACGCUGGCUCUAGACAGUCCUAUUCAUAUUUUUGCGCUGGCCACUGUAGUUAGCAGUUUAACCUCAGUGAAAGUGUCAGUAGAACACUGGGGUUUUUUAUGUGAAACUGCUUUACUCAGUGUCUUCAUCGGUGUAAAUCACCAGGGGCCGUAUUCACAAACAUUCUGAGAAUACUCUCAGAGAGCUCCUAACUCAGCCUAAAAUUUUUAAAUAAGGAGUCCUAGCUUAGGAGUGAUUUAUGAAAGUUCUCAGAGCAACUCUGACCAAGGAAGAGACAGAAACGUUUACCUUAGUGAGGAGGUGUGGUUGACCCUGUUGCUAGGUAUGAUGCAUUCUUUUAACAGAUGUGAUUGGUUGUCAGAGACACGCCCUUUUUGAGCCUGCAAGGUGUGAACACUCAGUGGAAAUGAAAUCAACUGCUGACAGUGACAGUGUUGUCAUUGUUAGUGUGAUCACUCUGCUGAUGGAAGGGUGAGACAGACCAAGGUCAUCACUGCUGUGGCAGCUGCAUCGUUUUAUUUCUGGCGUUAUAGCGUUAUUGCACUGAGUGUGAAAUGUGUUCAUACGUCUAAUAAGACUGACCACAAAUAGCUUUUAAUUUACUCACUGUCAUCCAGUGUUUGGAGGAUAUUUCUAAAACCUCUUUGUCUUUCUGCCAUUUUCUCCUCUGAUUAAGAAACUCUUCAGGCUCUUAAAAGUCCUCCUCCCUGCUCCUAACAGUUUUUCACCUUAGGAGCUCUUUUAAGGUCUAAGAUGCUCUGUGAAUAACUUUUAUCUUUACUAGAACCUAGUUUUAACUUUAAUGGGAAAUUCUAACAUUAAAAUUCUAAGAAUUUUCUUAGAAUUGCGUCACUAGGAGCAACUCUUAGCACUAGGAAGCUUUGGGAAUAUGACCCGGGUCUGAUUUUCUUUUUUUGAAGAUGUAGAGGCCUCUGUGAAAUAAUUUAACCCCUGGUAAAAAUGUGAAGGAAUUAUAACUUUCAAAGAAGUUUCAGCUGGUUGCAAAGUGCAAUCCUCGCCGCUCGAUGCCACCAAAUCCCCCCAAAUCUUACACACUGAUCCUUUAAUAUGCUGUAUUUUCCAAACAUGAUUGAUUUUAGCCUCCCCAGAGCCAACAAGGAUUUUCACAAAGGGAUUCCUGAUGAACCUUUUGAUCAAGGAUGGUAAAUAAAAUAUUCAGUUUGAAGUGUAAGAGGGAGCACUGUAGGCUACAAUGUAAAUAUUGAUUAAAGAGAAUAUUGGUAUUAUAAUGACAAAGGCAGGUGGGUGGAGGGAUGUGUUGUUGUUCUGUGUUUUUGCUUGCAGUCCAGAUGACUCAAAGAUGAGAAUAAACACGACUCAUUAUCUUGAAAAAAGACACAAACAUGAUUGUACCUGUCCUUUGUUAAAAGUGUUGCAAUUGUCAGGAGGGCAAUUUCAUGAGAAAAAGCAAAAAGUUUUAUAUUAAAGCCAAAUUGUUGUGUUUUCUGUCUCUGUGGAUCCAAUUAAACUGAAUUCUGUAAGCAAAAAAGUGUCACUAUGUAUUGUGUCAAAUUCACAUAUGAGAGAGAGACAUUAGUGUCAUUCCUCCGCAGCAAUACAUGAGCUGUUUGUACUGACAUUUUGUGGAGACUAACAUGGCAGAAAAUCAAAUAAAUUCAUCUGUGUGUGCACAUGUAUAUUAUCUUGCAGUUAUUCCACAUCAUGGUUGACUGCAAAGUCAAUCAGUGGACUUACUAUCAAUCAACAUACAUA
Epinephelus moara (kelp grouper) is the source of this 5278-nucleotide messenger RNA. It is a transcript of the gene gcgrb, whose product is annotated as glucagon receptor b. Gene Ontology annotation, molecular function: glucagon receptor activity; peptide hormone binding; gastric inhibitory peptide receptor activity. Gene Ontology annotation, biological process: cell surface receptor signaling pathway; adenylate cyclase-activating G protein-coupled receptor signaling pathway. Lineage: Eukaryota; Metazoa; Chordata; Actinopteri; Perciformes; Serranidae. The transcript is spliced from 14 exons. The record is from RefSeq and is a predicted model, not a curated record. The coding region runs from base 397 to 1998 and encodes 533 amino acids. Gene Ontology annotation, cellular component: plasma membrane.